GUACGUCUCCUCGGGCAGCAUAGUGAUUAGCAUCAACAGCUUGCUAGCGAGGAAGAAACAGUGGGAUAUCUCCCAGCUUUCUAGUAUUUUCCAUUCCCUUUCCCCUUCCCAUUUCACAUUUCAGACGGGUUUUAUUUCCACAUGGUUUGCUGAAUUUGGUAGCAACAGAAACAGGGCAACCACGAUAUUUGUUUUGUAUCGUUCAAAGGCCAGGGUUACAAACACGGUCAAACGCAGAUGGCGGUCACAGUAGAGGAGCUGUAUCGAAACUAUGGGAUCCUUGCAGACGCAAAGGAUGACCUGAGUCAGCACAAAGAUGCAUACCAAGCUAUCUUGAACGGGGUGAAGGGUGGCCCGAAGGAGAAACGGCUGGCUGCCCAAUUCAUCCCCAAGUUCUUCAGCAGUUUCCCAGAGUUGGCUGACGCAGCCAUCAACGCCCAACUCGACUUGUGUGAAGAUGAAGACGUGUCUAUCCGGAGGCAGGCUAUCAAAGAACUCCCUCGAUUUGCUUCUGGAGAGAACCUUCCCAGAGUGGCUGACAUCCUCACACAGCUUCUGCAAACAGAUGACUCGGCGGAGUUUAACCAAGUCAACACGGCACUGAUCUCAAUAUUCAAGAUUGAUGCAAAAGGAACUCUGGGUGGGCUGUUUAGCCAGAUACUGCAUGGCGAAGACAUUGUGCGAGAAAGGGCCAUCAAGUUCCUUUCCACCAAACUCAAGACGAUGCCUGAAGACGUCAUGACUAAAGAGGUCGAAGACCACAUCUAUGCCGAAACCAAGAAGGUGCUGGAGGAUGUGACGGGGGAGGAGUUUGUGCUGCUGAUGCGCAUCCUGUCAGGGCUGAAGACACUGCAGACGGUGAGUGGCCGGCAGCAGCUGGUGGAGCUGGUGGUGGAGCAGGCCUUCCUGGAGCAGGCCCUCAACCCUGCAGACACAGACGCCGUCGACCGCCUGCUCCAGUGCACGCGCCAGGCACUGCCCCUGUUCUCCAAAAAUGUGCAUUCCACUCGUUUUGUGAGCUAUUUUUGUGACCACGUCCUGCCCAACCUCAGCACAUUGACGAGCCCAGUGGCGGAACUGGACAUCCAGCUUGAGGUGCUGAAGUUGCUGGCAGAAAUGAGUCCGUACUGUGGAGACAUGGAGAAGCUGGAGACCAACCUCAGGAUGCUGUUCGAGAAACUCCUGGAGUUCAUGCCACUUCCCCCGGAGGAUGAGAAUGGGGAGAAUGCGGGUAACGAGGAGCCCAAGCUGCAGUUCAGCUACGUGGAGUGCCUCCUCUUUGGUUUCCACCAGCUCGGCAAGAAGAUGCCAGACUUCCUCAUCGAGAAAAUUGACGCAGACCGGUUGAAGGACUUCAAAAUCAGGUUGCAGUACUUUGCCAGAGGGCUUCAGGUUUACAUCCGUCAGCUUCGUGUUGCACUGCAAGGAAAGACGGGGGAGGCCCUGAAAACGGAGGAGAACAAAAUCAAAGUGGUCGCUCUGAAAAUCACAAACAACAUCAAUAUCCUGAUCAAGGAUCUCUUCCACAACCCCCCAUCCUACAAGAGCACAGUGACUCUCUCCUGGAAACCAGUACAGAAGGAGCCUGCAGCAGUCGGUCAGAAGAGGCCGUCGGGAGAUGACGGGUCUGCCACGUCUGUGAAGAAGAUAUCAGCACCAGUGCUGCCUAGGAGGGACGCACGGCAGAUCUACAACCCCCCCAGUGGCAAAUACAGCGGUACCAUCGGCAACUUCCCAUACGAGCAGCGUGGAGGUUUCCGAGGAGGCAGAGGACGAGGCUUCGGAGGACGGGGGAACCGGAGCCGAGGGAGGAUCUACUGAGCUGUGUGUGAAGGACUGUUAUCACAUUAUGAACUCCCACUCAUGAUCGGAGGAAGAAGGAGGUGGCUCUUAGUCUGUUGGUGCACUGAGCUUGAUAAUCUAAUCACCUCAGUGACUCUGUCCAAACCCCAGCGUGAUUUUAAGUCAUUCUGUUAGGUUCUUUCCAAAAGAAAGUUUUGGUCCCUUUUCAGAGAAUGACCUGCAUUGCAUUUGGUUGUAUUUUUUUUUUCUCCCUCCACCCUUCUUUGCCUGACUCUUUUUGUGGAACAAGGACUGCCAACUUGUACUUUAAUAUUUUUUGUGUUUGUUUUGAAUUGUUGGAAAAAAAAAUAUUGUUUUACAAAUGAUGACUUGCAUUGUACCUUUUUUAUUUAACCUUUUAAUUUUUUGUAGAGGUUCAUGUUUGAUGUAGGUAAGAAAACCUGUUGCAAGUUUGUAAAAUCCUGAUAAUGUUUUUCAUCUGAAUUUUUAUCAUAAAGUUGUCUUUAAAGUCA
Molecule: messenger RNA, 2315 nt
Organism: Engraulis encrasicolus (European anchovy)
Lineage: Eukaryota; Metazoa; Chordata; Actinopteri; Clupeiformes; Engraulidae
Gene: api5
Product: apoptosis inhibitor 5
Exons: 14
Coding region: 238-1821 (527 amino acids)
Biological process (GO): negative regulation of apoptotic process
Cellular component (GO): nucleus
Molecular function (GO): RNA binding
Source: RefSeq, a predicted model, not a curated record